AUUUUCCCCUACCCCCAUCACAGGCCACGAGAUGAGAUCCCACGCUCACAUUCAUACAAUCUCAACUCCAAAACCAGUCCACACUUCCUCCUCCCGAUGUGCUCGGCCGGAAGCAACCAUUCUCAGACGAAUAUGCUCAGCAACCGGCCCCCGCCACCGCUGCGUCAUGCUCUCGCUCCGCUGUCGCGCCGAGCCGGUGAGUCGAGUUCCACUCCGAACCAGACGCGACAUGCUACUCACUCCGUUGGUAGCAAUUGGCGUGUCUGUUUUGGGCUCCGCAAUUUCUAAGGCGGAGGAAAAGCCUCCAGAAUCCCCGCCUGCGACGGUGACGGCGACGGUUGUGAAAGAGGAGGAGGUUGCGUCGAGGAUAUAUGACGCUACGGUGAUCGGCGAGCCAACGGCGUUAGGGAAGGACAAGAAGAAGGUGUGGGAGAAGCUGAUGAACGCGAGGAUUGUGUAUCUAGGAGAGGCGGAGCAAGUGCCGACUCGCGAUGAUAAGGUAUUGGAGCUUGAGAUUGUUAGGAAUUUGAGGAAACGCUGCCUUGAGAACGAGAGGUCGAUUUCCAUGGCCAUGGAGGCAUUUCCUUGUGAUAUGCAGGAGCAACUUAAUCAAUUCAUGGAUGGAAGGGUAGAUGGAGAAACCUUCAAAUCACAUCUAUCACAUUGGCCACCUCAACGAUGGCAGGAGUAUGAGCCUCUUUUGAGCUAUUGUCGCGAUAAUGGAAUCAGCAUUGUUGCUUGUGGUGUUCCACUCAAGGUCCUGAGGACUGUCCAAGCAGAAGGAAUUCGCGGGCUUUCAAAGGUUGAUCAUAAAAAAUAUGCGCCCCCUGCUGGUUCGGGCUUCAUCUCAGGAUUUACUUCUAACUCGCGCAGAUCAAUUGAUAUGAAUCCCACUAUUCCAUCAGCUACCUUUGGGCCAAGCUCUUAUUUAUCUGCGCAAGCUAGAGUGAUUGAGGAAUAUACAAUGUCCCAAAUUAUUUCUGAAGCGAUGGUGGAUGGAGGAAGCAAUGGCAUGCUAGUAGUGGUGACAGGUGCGAGCCAUGUUACAUAUGGCUCUAGGGGUACAGGGCUCCCGGCAAGAAUUUCAAGGAAGAUCCAGAAGAAAAACCAAGUUGUUAUAUUGCUGGAUCCUGAAAGGCAAUUCUUACGAAGAGAGGGAGAAGUUCCUGUUGCUGAUUUCUUGUGGUAUUCUGCUGCCAGGACAUGCAGUAGAAAUUGUUUUGAUCGCGCUGAAAUUGCUAGGGUAAUGAAUGCAGCUGGCAGGAAACGAGAUGCCCUACCACAGGACCUCCAAAAAGGACUUGAUCUUGGUAUAGUACCACCUGAGGUGCUACAGAACUUCUUUGAUCUGGAGCAAUAUCCUCUUCUUUCUGAACUUGCUCAUCAUUUUCAGGGUUUCAGAGAGAGAUUGCUGGCAGAUCCCAAAUUUUUGCAUAGAUUGGCUAUAGAAGAAGCUAUAUCAAUAACAACUACUCUCUUAGCACAGUAUGAGAGGCGCAAAGAAAAUUUCUUAGAAGAGCUUGACUAUGUAAUCACAGAUUCACUCAGAGGGAUAGUAGUCGAUUUUUUUACCGUCUGGCUGCCAGCUCCAACUCUUUCAUUCCUGUCAUAUGCUGAUGACAUGAAUGUGCUUGACAGCAUGGAUCCUUUGAAGGGUCUCAUUGGCUCCAUACCAGAUAAUGCAUUUCAGAAGAGUCUUGCUGGGAAGGACUGGAGUAUAAGUCACAGAGUAGCAUCAGUGCUUGUUGGUGGUAUAAAACUUGCUAGUGUUGGAUUUAUUUCCAGCAUUGGAGCUGUGGCAUCCUCAAAUAUCUUGUACAGGAUACGUGAGUUUGUAAAUCCAGCAUCAGUCAUUAAUCAACGAACUAGAAGAUCGCCAAUACUCAAAACUGCAGUUGUUUAUGGAUGCUUUCUCGGAACAUCAGCAAAUCUUCGUUAUCAGGUUAUUGCUGGAAUAGUGGAACAUCGCAUUUCUGAUGAAUUUGCUUCUCAGACAUUACUUGUAAAUCUGCUAUCGUUUUUUGUUCGAACAAUUAACUCUUAUUGGGGAACUCAGCAAUGGAUAGAUCUCGCACGUUUUACAGGACUGCAAAGUCGAGAAACUGAUACAUCCUAUAAUCAAAGACCGGAUCCCUCUAGUCAUGCCACAAGUUUUACAGGACUGCAAAGUCGAGAAACUGAUACAUCCUAUAAUCAAAGACUGGAUCCGUCUAGUCAUGCCACAAUGGGAUGUAACACGGUGGAGGAUACAAGUGUUGACGAAAUAAAGAACCAAUGAUGCAAUUAGUGUCAUUUCACAUUGUAAGAUACUAAUUCAUGAACUAUUAAAUAGUUUAUUUUGGUUUCUACCUCGUAUGUCUCUUCAGUAGCCCAAUUGUAAAUUGCUGAGUUCAUUUAGCUUUUUAUAGAGCGUAGGAGUAUAUCUACAUUCAUGCAAGAUGUAGCCGAUAUACAUUCAAUUGAUUCAAGUUAUUAUAUUUCAAGUUAAUUCUUGAGAAAAGAUGGCGGUACGCUUUUGGAGAUGAUAA
This is a messenger RNA of Tripterygium wilfordii, 2528 nucleotides long. Its product is annotated as protein RETICULATA-RELATED 5, chloroplastic-like. The transcript is spliced from 7 exons. Lineage: Eukaryota; Viridiplantae; Streptophyta; Magnoliopsida; Celastrales; Celastraceae. The coding region runs from base 32 to 2278 and encodes 748 amino acids. The record is from RefSeq and is a predicted model, not a curated record.